AAGCUGGGGUUUGUGGUUCCUGUUUUGCCUAGGGACAAGGAGUGGGAGUGCAGAGGGGCUGGUAAGAGCUUUGGCUUCUCAUUUUAGGGUCAUUAAUGCUUCCUUAAGGGGAAGAAGGGGCUGGAUUGGUGGCUCCAGUGCCCAUUCCCUCAUCUGUAGUCAUUCUUGUGAAACAAAACUUGGCCCAGCUUUGUAUUGUGGUUAUUUGUGUCUACCGUCCACGCUCCUGUGAGUUCCUCAAAGGCAGAGGCCAUGUGUGACAUGUUACUGAGUUUGUAGGGUCCCGCAUGGGUAGUAGGACCCCAUUUUUCACUGGUUGAGUAACCUGGGAAGCAGACCAAAGGGGGCACAUUUCAAAUAGCAGUCUGAGGACUUGGUGGUGAGAAAGAGCUGGCAGAGGUGAGCACCAGCUGGUGGAAGCCCAUAGAAGAGAUUAGCAGGAGGACUCAAUGAAGAAAACUCAGGAUGCUGCUUGACCACCUAGAGGAAGACAAACCAGAUGAGAUCACAGAAUCGGAAUCAGAAUCAGAAGCCCUAGAAUCCUCUGGUCUAAGCAUUCUUGAUGCAGGCAGGAGUCCCACCGCAGCCUGCGGAGCCAAGCAUGUCUGCCUCUGGGCUAGAGCAGCGGUUCCGGGGUUCUCCCGGCCUCUGUCUGGCCCCGGUCCCGAGGCUGGGAGAGCCCGAAGCAGAGACAGAGAGCGCACCCGGAAGUUGCGGGGGGGUGUGACCUCCAAGCACGUGAUGAGGGGCCCCGCGGGCGCUGUCACGUGACCCGCCGACCCGCGGCCCCUCCGCGCCGAACUCGCCGCUGCUCUUAAAGACCCUCAGCCGCCGGGCUGCAGCCGGCCCUGGACCCUCGCGGACGUGGAACGUGAAGCCAUGGGAGGCCGCGCGGGCUCGCGGCGGCGCCUCUCGGACUGCGAGGGUGCGUAUUCCCGCCCGCGCUCCCGAGACGGACAGCCUCUGCCCCGCGACCCACCUGACUCGGGGCUCGGGCGCUGGCUCGGCCCCAGGGAGGACGCCCGUGGGGCCCUCGUGCACCGGCGAGUGGGGUGGGGGUCAUGCUCUCUCCUUCUCGCCCUGCCAGGGGAGGAGACGGCCCCGGAACCUCGGUCCCCUCUGUUGGACCGGCAGGGCGCCCUUUGGAGGAACGUGAUGGGCUUCUGGCUCCUGGGCCUUUGUAACAACUUCUCCUACGUGGUGAUGCUCAGCGCUGCGCAUGACAUCCUUAGCCACCAGAGGGCAUCUGGGAACCAGAGCCAUGUGAACCCGGACCCACCCCUCACCCCCCACAAUAGCUCCUCUCGAUUUGACUGCAACUCCGUCUCCACGGCGGCAGUGCUCCUGGCAGAUAUCCUCCCCACCCUCGUCAUCAAACUGCUGGCUCCCCUGGGUCUGCACCUGCUGCCCUACAGCCCCCGGGUUCUCGUCAGUGGGAUUUGUGCUGCCGGAAGCUUCCUCCUGGUUGCAUUUUCACAUUCAGUGGGGACCAGCCUGUGUGGUGUGGUCUUGGCUAGUAUCUCGUCCGGCCUGGGGGAGGUCACCUUCCUCUCGCUCACCGCCUUCUACCCCAGGGCUGUGAUCUCCUGGUGGUCCUCCGGCACUGGGGGAGCUGGGCUGCUGGGAGCGCUGUCCUAUCUGGGCCUCACCCAGGCCGGCCUCUCCCCGCAGCACACCCUGCUGUCCAUGCUGGGUGUCCCUGCUUUGCUGCUGGCCAGCUAUUUCUGUUUGCUCACACCUCCUGCGCCCCAGGAUCCUGGAGGGGAAGAGGAGGCAGAGACCUCUGCUCGGCAGCCUCUGAUGGGCAGCGAGGCUCUGGAGUCAAAGCCAGAAUCCAGGUCAAACCUCUCCCUUCCGGAAAGGUGGACGGUGUUCAAGGGCCUGCUGCCCUACAUCGUCCCCCUGGUGGUGGUUUACUUCGCGGAGUAUUUCAUCAAUCAGGGGCUGUUUGAGCUCCUGUUCUUCCGGAACACGUCCCUGAGUCACGCUCAGCAGUAUCGCUGGUACCAGAUGCUCUACCAGGCCGGCGUCUUUGUUUCCCGCUCCUCUCUCCGCUGCUGUCACAUCCGUUUCACGUGGGUCCUGGCCCUGCUGCAGUGCCUCAACCUGGCCUUCCUGCUGGUGGACGUGUGGCUGAGCUUCCUGCCCAGCAUCUACCUCGUCUUCCUGGUCGUUCUGUAUGAGGGGCUUCUCGGAGGUGCCGCCUACGUGAACACCUUCCACCAGAUUGCCCUGGAGACGAGUGACGAGCACCGGGAAUUUGCCAUGGCGGCUGCCUGUAUCUCUGACACUUUCGGAAUCUCCCUGUCGGGGCUCCUGGCCCUGCCCCUGCACGACUUCCUUUGUAACCUGCCUUGACACUCCGGCUUCUCAGGACACGGGACACACUAAUCUGGGCCUGCGCUGACCGGCGGCCGAGUCAGACCGCAGGCGCACAGCCCAGAGCUCACCCAUGAGCCCUGCCCCAGGCUUGCCUGAGCGGCUGGGGUGCAGACACACGCGGCGGUCCUGUUCUCCUUUGAGCGAGCCGGCAGUGUUCGCCCUCUCCCAGGCUGGCCUUGGGGACUUCCUUCGUGGCGUUACAUCCUCAGAAUAAAUGCCUAUUUUAUUAAUUGA
This is a messenger RNA of Mustela lutreola (European mink), 2616 nucleotides long. It is a transcript of the gene CLN3, whose product is annotated as CLN3 lysosomal/endosomal transmembrane protein, battenin. The transcript has 17 exons. The record is from RefSeq and is a predicted model, not a curated record. NCBI's taxonomy places the organism in Eukaryota, Metazoa, Chordata, Mammalia, Carnivora, Mustelidae. Gene Ontology annotation, biological process: lysosomal lumen acidification; lysosome organization. Bases 880 to 2358 code for a protein of 492 amino acids. Gene Ontology annotation, cellular component: lysosome; membrane.